Messenger RNA from Eurypyga helias (sunbittern), 744 nucleotides. Its product is annotated as serine/threonine-protein phosphatase 6 regulatory ankyrin repeat subunit C-like. The record is from RefSeq and is a predicted model, not a curated record. Gene Ontology annotation, molecular function: protein binding. The annotation marks the transcript as partial. The transcript is spliced from 6 exons. NCBI's taxonomy places the organism in Eukaryota, Metazoa, Chordata, Aves, Eurypygiformes, Eurypygidae.
CUGCCAACGGGAACACGGAUUCCCUGCACCUCCUGAUAGACAGCGGGGAGCGGGCAGACAUCACCGACGUCAUGGACAUCCACGGCCAAACCCCACUGAUGCUGGCGAUCAUGAACGGCCACGUUGACUGUGUCCACCUCUUGCUGGAGAAGGGAUCCACGGCCGAUGCAGCGGACAAGAGGGGAAGGACCGCUCUGCACCGAGGGGCCGUGACGGGCUGUGAGGACUGCCUGGCUGCUCUGCUGGACCACGAUGCCUUCGUUCUGUGUCGGGAUUUCAAAGGCCGGACCCCGAUCCACUUUGCGUCGGCGUGCGGGCACUUAGAAAUCCUGCGGACCCUGCUGCAGGCAGCCCUCUCUACUGACCCCCUGGACUCCGUGGUGGACUACAGCGGCUACUCACCAAUGCACUGGGCUUCAUACAGUGGGCAUGAAGAUUGUCUUGAAUUGUUACUUGAACACAACCCGUUCGCGUACCUAGAAGGAAACCCCUUUACUCCAUUGCACUGUGCAGUAAUUAACAACCAGGACGGCACCGCUGAAAUGCUGGUGGAAGCAUUAGGUGCCAAGAUUGUUAAUAGCAGAGAUGCCAAAGGAAGGACACCCCUUCACGCUGCUGCCUUUGCAGACAACGUCCAUGGUUUACAGCUGCUUCUGCGCCACCAAGCCGAGGUGGACGUGACCGACAAGCUGGGGAGGACUCCCCUCAUGAUGGCUUCUGAGAACGGGCACACCGCCGCCGUCG